Messenger RNA from Babesia microti strain RI, 297 nucleotides. Its product is annotated as conserved Plasmodium protein, unknown function. Bases 1 to 297 code for a protein of 98 amino acids. NCBI's taxonomy places the organism in Eukaryota, Apicomplexa, Aconoidasida, Piroplasmida, Babesiidae. The transcript is spliced from 2 exons. The record is from RefSeq and is a predicted model, not a curated record.
AUGUGUAACUAUGUUCCGUGUCACCGUCUUACCAAUUCAAAUAUUUUCCUACCUAAAUCGCCAUUAAACAUACAAAAGAGAUCUUUUGGGGGGUAUUUAGAAGAGUAUUAUACAACAUCUAAUGCUUCAACUGGAUUUUCUACCCCCCUCAGAUCAUUAUUCAUAUAUUCCCUUGUUGUAUUGCAGACUGCAUUAGUUUUCGGAACUUUGUUUCACACAAAUUAUUAUUUUACUGGAAGAAUUUUGCCUAAAGCUGAUGGGAAUACUCAAUUAUGUUCGGAUAGUAUAAUUUCAUAA